Messenger RNA from Marasmius oreades (fairy-ring Marasmius), 765 nucleotides. RefSeq lists its product as uncharacterized. Lineage: Eukaryota; Fungi; Basidiomycota; Agaricomycetes; Agaricales; Marasmiaceae. The coding region runs from base 380 to 586 and encodes 68 amino acids. The transcript is spliced from 4 exons. The record is from RefSeq and is a predicted model, not a curated record.
UUUCACCCAUAGGGUUUUCACCGGUUUUCCCAUCCGCCCCACCCUCGAGAAGAACGCUAUACUUAGUUCAGUAUCGGAAUCCAGUAAUCACAAAGCUUGAAGUUUUCAGCAUCGAGAUAACGAGACGAUGAGCCCAAGCUCAAACUUCAUGACGUCACCAGGGAUAUGACGUCUAUGGUCCCUCUUUUCCACCAGUUUGUGGACAGUUUUGUGGGUUCUUCGAGGUUGUGACGACACUGUUGACGCGACCAGAAUGGAUAAUCGCGACGUCAUGUAAUAGCCACCAAACCUAUAAAACGAUCGCCAAAAUCGACUACCUCCUUCAACAAACAAUUUCUUACGUUUUCUACCGACUUACUUCUAUCAAUAUCAAUCAACCAUGGGUUCCAUCUUCUCCUCUAUUGGACGAGGCAUUAACGCCAUUAUCUCUGCUAUUGCCAAUGUUAUCAUGACUAUUGUUAGCGCCAUAACCACUGUAAUCGUCACCAUCUUCGAUGUCAUUUUCGACAUCCUCUGCUGCAGAUGCUUCGGAUCGAGGAGGUCUGGCAUGAGGACAGGGCGUCAUCGUAGGCGGACAACGUUCUGAUGAAACGAACAGUCGCAAUCGAUGGUCCACCGAUACCCCCUCAUCUCCAGACUUUUUUUAGCCUUAGGCAUUAUGUAUCAUUAUCAUCUACCAACGUAUUUACGACUACCAUUAUAAUCUCACCUCACUUAGUAGAUCAACUAAGUGGGGAGACCUCCCGUUUAUAAUACAUACACGUU